Messenger RNA from Galeopterus variegatus (Sunda flying lemur), 3890 nucleotides. It is a transcript of the gene EML1, whose product is annotated as echinoderm microtubule associated protein like 1. The transcript has 22 exons. Gene Ontology annotation, biological process: microtubule cytoskeleton organization. Gene Ontology annotation, cellular component: mitotic spindle. The coding region runs from base 22 to 2433 and encodes 803 amino acids. Lineage: Eukaryota; Metazoa; Chordata; Mammalia; Dermoptera; Cynocephalidae. Gene Ontology annotation, molecular function: microtubule binding. The record is from RefSeq and is a predicted model, not a curated record.
AGCGCUUCUGCUGCAAGUAGCAUGGAGGUAACAGACCGCAUUGCCUCCCUGGAGCAGAGGGUCCAGAUGCAAGAAGAUGACAUCCAACUGCUUAAAUCAGCCCUAGCUGAUGUGGUUCGGCGGCUGAAUAUCACGGAGGAACAGCAGGCCGUGCUGAACAGGAAAGGACCUACCAAAGCAAGACCACUGGUGCAGACCCUGCCUUUACGAACCACUGUCAACAAUGGCACCGUGUUACCAAAGAAACCCAGCGGCUCCCUACCAUCCCCCUCUGGGACCAGGAAAGAAUCCUCCAUGCCGGCCACCAAAAGAUUAAACAGGUCUGUGAGUCUUCUCAAUGCAUGCAAACUGAAUAGAUCAACACCAAGUAGCAUCAAGAGGACCAGCUCUUCUGAACGAGUAUCUCCUGGUGGCCGAAGGGAAAGCUAUGGGGAUUCCAAAGGAAACCGGAAUCGGACCGGCUCCACCAGCAGUUCCUCCAGUGGCAAAAAGAACAGUGAAAGCAAACCCAAGGAACCCGUAUUCAGUGCAGAAGAAGGAUAUGUAAAAAUGUUUCUUCGUGGACGCCCUGUUACCAUGUACAUGCCCAAAGAUCAAGUGGAUUCUUACAAUUUGGAAGCAAAAGUAGAACUACCAACCAAGAGACUUAAGCUGGAGUGGGUCUAUACUUACAGGGGUCGAGACUGUCGUAAUAACCUGUACUUGCUUCCAACGGGGGAGACCGUGUAUUUCAUCGCCUCGGUGGUGGUGUUGUACAACGUGGAGGAGCAGCUUCAGAGGCAUUAUGCCGGCCACAAUGACGACGUGAAGUGCCUAGCAGUUCAUCCUGAUAGGAUCACGAUAGCAACAGGACAAGUCGCAGGGACAUCUAAGGAUGGAAAGCCAUUGCCCCCACAUGUACGCAUCUGGGAUUCUGUGACGUUGAAUACUCUGCAUGUCAUCGGAGUAGGUUUUUUUGAUCGAGCCGUCACCUGUAUUGCGUUCUCAAAAUCUAAUGGAGGAAGCAAUCUCUGUGCUGUGGACGACUCCAACGACCACGUGUUGUCUGUGUGGGACUGGCAGAAAGAAGAAAGACUGGCCGAUGUGAAGUGUUCUAAUGAAGCUGUAUUUGCUGCGGAUUUCCACCCCACGGACACCAAUAUCAUAGUUACCUGUGGAAAAUCACAUCUCUACUUUUGGACACUAGAAGGGAACUCCCUUAUUAAGAAGCAAGGAUUAUUUGAGAAACAAGAAAAGCCAAAGUUUGUCCUCUGUGUGACUUUUUCUGAAAAUGGUGACACCAUCACUGGAGACUCAAGUGGCAACAUUUUAGUAUGGGGAAAAGGUACGAAUCGAAUAAGCUACGCAGUUCAAGGGGCCCAUGAGGGUGGUAUUUUUGCACUUUGUAUGUUAAGAGAUGGCACACUGGUAUCAGGAGGAGGGAAAGAUCGAAAGCUCAUUUCCUGGAAUGGAAACUAUCAAAAACUUCAUAAAACUGAGAUUCCAGAACAGUUUGGUCCAAUCCGAACAGUGGCCGAGGGCAAAGGCGACGUGAUCUUGAUAGGCACGACGAGAAACUUUGUCCUGCAGGGCACUCUGUCGGGGGACUUUGUGCCCAUCACUCAGGGUCACACUGAUGAGCUCUGGGGACUGGCCAUCCAUGCCUCAAAACCUCAAUUCUUGACCUGUGGUCAUGACAAGCAUGCCACUCUCUGGGAUGCUGUUGGUCACCGGCCUGUCUGGGACAAAAUAAUAGAGGAUCCAGCUCAGUCUUCUGGUUUUCAUCCUUCAGGGUCUGUGGUUGCAGUUGGAACACUAACCGGGAGGUGGUUUGUGUUUGACACAGAAACAAAAGACUUGGUCACCGUUCACACAGAUGGAAAUGAACAGCUUUCUGUAAUGCGUUACUCACCAGAUGGGAAUUUCUUAGCAAUAGGCUCUCAUGACAACUGUAUCUAUAUCUACGGAGUCAGUGACAACGGCAGGAAGUACGCGCGAGUGGGCAAGUGCUCGGGUCAUUCCAGCUUCAUUACUCACCUGGACUGGUCCGUAAACUCCCAAUUCCUCGUGUCAAAUUCUGGAGACUAUGAAAUCCUUUACUGGGUUCCCUCUGCUUGUAAGCAGGUUGUAAGUGUGGAAACUACAAGAGACAUCGAAUGGGCUACCUAUACCUGCACUUUGGGAUUCCAUGUGUUUGGAGUGUGGCCAGAAGGCUCAGACGGAACCGACAUCAACGCUGUCUGUCGGGCCCACGAGAAGAAGCUCCUGUCGACGGGCGACGACUUCGGCAAAGUGCACCUCUUCUCCUAUCCCUGCUCCCAGUUUAGGGCUCCAAGCCACAUAUAUGGCGGGCACAGCAGCCAUGUCACCAACGUCGAUUUCCUCUGUGAAGACAGCCACCUCAUCUCCACAGGCGGGAAAGACACGAGCAUCAUGCAGUGGCGGGUCAUUUAGUCCCCGGCAAGGACUGCGAGAAGCAGAACAUGCACGGGAAGACAGACUCGCAUCACGCUCGGUCACUGUGAUUUCUGUUUUGUUUAAGAAAUUCUUACAAACCUCAGGAAACUAUGCCCUCUGCCGGUCACCUUAGCUUAGUGAGUCAGCAAGUGUCCCGUCAGAGACCCCGUUCCGUUCCCACUUUCGUUGUGCGAUGUGUGAAAUGUGCACACUGAAUAUGAGAGAGGCUCCAGAGUUGACCUUAUGGUGACAACAGAAGUACCUGGUGUACCCGUAGUGACUUUUCUAUGAACUCUUCCAAAAUGCUCACAGGAUGCCUUUUAAAAUAUUGUAUAUAGUCUUUACUAUGUCGCCAUCUAGCUUGCUAAGUCAAAUAUUUAUAAUAAUGAGGUACUGAAUGAUCGCUUUCCAGUAGUGGGUCCUCAAAGGAUAAAUUGCUUGAGAAGAGAGUGGAUAGUGAUUUGCACAGCUGGUCAGGAAAUACAAAUAUGAGGCUUUAUUUGGUUACAUUUUCUAAGGUUUCAUUCAAUUCUCCCUUUGGGAGGCUGGUGAGAAAAGGGUGUAUUCUUUUUGUGUUGAGCAGAUUCUACUCCAAAUUAACUUAAAUAUUUCAGCAGGUUAUACAAGCGUUUCAGAGUUUCAGUGAGACGGUCCUGCCUAAUGAAAUGCAGUCAGCCUCUUAACACCUCCGUGAAUUGGUCCCCUCUGUCCCCUGUCCACGUGCCCUGAUGAAUGGUGAGACAUUAGCCACCUUCCUCUGUAUAUUAAUUGGCAUGAUAUGGCAUUGUACUUGUAUAGGAUUUUAGCAAUUCAUAAUAAAUAUGUAAGGCUAGGCUUUACUGUUUUAUGCUUAUGGACAUUGUACAUUUGUAUUUUAUGACCAAGUAGACAAGUCAAAAAGAUAUCUCUUAAGUGUACCAUAAACCUGCGGAGGGGAAAAGUCUCGAAAGGUCCACCAGGUACUAAGGGCAGCUUCUUCUCCUGUCUUUUGUGCAUGGAUGGCUCACGAUACCGUAUGAAAUAAGAUUGUGCUCUUAUGAGUAAAACUUAGGUGGCAUAAAUUUGUCCAGAAGGCCUUAUCCAUAGUGUGACAGAUUGAAAUUUAUUGUUUACAUUGGAGAAUGUAUCUCGGAUUUUUAAAUAGAAGAGUAAUAAACAGACUUUGAAACAAAUGUUGAGAUUUUCACUUCUAGGCAAGUAAAUGAAUUGGAUUAUCUGAACUCUACAGCACUGGUUGUUUAGAGUGGCUGACUAAGUGCGACAGUGGAAACCUUUUUUAUGGCAUCUCCAGCCUGCUGCAGAAGUGCAGGGCGCCACUGAACAACGUGCAUUAAAGAUGCAUCUGUUUGUAUGUCUCCUUAUCAAAUAUAUUCUGUAAUGAAAUAAAAUCUGAAAAGUGGAUUUCUUAUGGACCUAUAUUCAUAAAAGUAUAUAAAUUAAAAUAUUUAAAAUUA